AUGACAAACUGCACCACGACCCAGGUGCCAAUGGAGCCGCGCCUGAAGAUGAGCAAGAUCAGCUCAAACCCACCGGUGGAUGCCACGAUGUAUCGUUCCAUCGUCCGUGGUCUCCGCUACCUGGUGCAUAGCAGGCCCGACAUUGCGUUCGCAGUGGGCUUCGUCAGUCGCUUCAUGGAGAAGCCGACACUGGAACACCUGAGCAUGGUCAAGCAUCUCCUUCGGUACAUUGUUGGCACCAAGAGCUACGGGUGCUUACUUCGUGGCGGCGGCGAGCAGCUCGAGCUCGUGGGCUACAGUGAUGCAGACCUGGCCGGUGACCUGGAUGAUCGCAAGAGCACAACGGGCAGUCUCUUCCUCAUCAACGGCUGCCCAGUGACUUGGCAAUCUGUCAAGCAGAAGACGGUGGCACUCUCCUCAUGUGAAGCAGAAUACAUGGCUGCCAAAGCAACGGCGUGCCAGGCAGCUUGGCUCCAUCGUCUUCUCGGCGAACUGCUCAACAAGGAGGAGGAGAUGGUGAAGCUCUUCAUCGACAAUCAAAACACCAUACAGCUGAUCAAGAACCCAGUGUUCCAUGAUCGCAACAAGCAUAUCGACACUCGCCACCACUUCAUCAGGGAGUACGUCGCAGACGGCAGGGUCACCGUCGAACACAUUGGCACCACCAACCAGCUCGCCGAUAUUCUCACCAAGUCUCUUGGGCGCGUUCGGUUCCAGGACCUGCACGCGAGGAUCGGCGUCACCAACAUCAUCCGCGACUAA
Lolium perenne is the source of this 762-nucleotide messenger RNA. RefSeq names its product secreted RxLR effector protein 161-like. NCBI's taxonomy places the organism in Eukaryota, Viridiplantae, Streptophyta, Magnoliopsida, Poales, Poaceae. The record is from RefSeq and is a predicted model, not a curated record.